AUGGACUUCGACGAUUGUGCCCACAAUCCCAUCACCGAGUACUUGCGGAUGCGUCACCAAAUGGACGGCUGGGACUUGACUGAUUCGAAAAGGGACCUUGACGCCCCUACCGAGUUCCAACAGCCAGUCGCGAGGACGCCACGUGAUGGCGGGUCACCCAUCCACUUCAAGCUUGCACCAUUGUCGCUCCCUCCUGUCCUUUCCUUGUCCUCACAGUUCAGAGAAUCUUAUAUUCAAAAGUUUUUAAACAUCGCGCGAAAGAGUCCGUCAAAGGUCCAGUGGGCGGCGUCGCAACCCGACAUGCUUGACCUAGCAAGUACAAACCUUUGCGUGCCCUCUCAUGAUACAAAACAGGCCCAACUCACCCCACUUCCUGAAGCCAUGCGCACAGCAGCACAGCGAUCAAGACGGAGUCAGUUCUAUGUUUGA
Plenodomus lingam JN3 is the source of this 429-nucleotide messenger RNA. Lineage: Eukaryota; Fungi; Ascomycota; Dothideomycetes; Pleosporales; Leptosphaeriaceae. The record is from RefSeq and is a predicted model, not a curated record.